CCCUCCCCCCCCCCCGGUUGGAUCCACUCGCAUCGGACCCAACGCGCAUCUCACUCGCUCUCUCUCUCUCUUUGUGUGACGACAGUCGAUGAGACACAUUCCAUGCCGAUCAGCCUUCCAUAUUCACGGUGAGCGAAACCAGGACGCAACUGAGCACGACCAGGGCUCCGUUCCCGCACACUUGAUACCCAUCCCGACGGCGGUCCCGAUGCCCCGCCAAAGGCAACCCGCUCGGUUCUCGAGCGAAGCUCCCUCCGAAUCCUCGACUUCGUCGACGUCUCCGGAUCGCACUGCGGACGAGGAUACCGACUUCUUCACAGCCCAGGCGAAUGACUCGCAAUCGUCGGUCGGCGUCGCGACCCGUGACGCCCAUCCCCAUCAUGACGCCGACUUGUACCUGCCGCCGAUCGGGCGUUUACCCCCGGAGAUUCUCAUCGCCAUCUUCGCGAAACUGUCUUCGCCCUCCGACAUGUUGAGCUGCAUGCGCGUAUGCAGGGGAUGGGCAGCGAACUGCGUGGGCAUUCUCUGGCACCGCCCCUCAUGCAACAACUGGGACAACAUGAAAAGCAUCACGGCCUCGGUGGGAAAAUCGGACAGCUUCUUUCCCUACUCGCAGCUGAUCCGGAGACUCAACCUAUCCGCGCUGACGGACGAUGUCAGUGAUGGCACUGUGGUGCCCUUUGCCCAGUGCAACCGCAUCGAACGUCUCACGUUGACCAACUGCUCGAAACUCACGGACAAGGGUGUGUCGGACUUGGUGGAGGGCAAUCGGCAUUUGCAGGCUCUGGAUGUCUCUGAUCUGAAACAUCUUACAGAUCAUACAUUGUAUACGAUAGCACGGAAUUGUGCGCGGCUGCAGGGCCUCAACAUUACGGGAUGUGUCAAUGUAACGGACGACUCGUUGAUCACAGUGUCUCGGAAUUGUCGACAAAUCAAAAGGUUAAAAUUAAACGGAGUAACACAGGUUACUGACAAGGCUAUCUUGUCGUUCGCCCAAAGUUGCCCGGCCAUCCUGGAGAUUGACCUGCACGACUGUAAGCUCGUCACCAACCCGUCGGUGACAUCGCUCAUGACGACGCUCCAAAACCUGCGCGAGCUACGACUAGCCCAUUGUACAGAAAUUGACGACACGGCCUUUCUGGAGCUCCCCCGGCAUCUGUCGAUGGACAGUCUCCGCAUUCUUGACCUGACGUCAUGCGAGAGCGUCCGGGACGAUGCCGUAGAGCGCAUUGUGGCUGCAGCCCCGCGUCUCCGGAAUCUGGUGCUGGCCAAGUGUCGAUUCAUCACCGAUCGUGCGGUCUGGGCCAUUUGCCGGCUGGGCAAGAAUCUACACUACGUCCAUCUGGGCCACUGCUCCAACAUCACUGAUGCCGCGGUGAUUCAGCUGGUCAAAUCCUGCAACCGCAUCCGGUAUAUCGAUCUGGCCUGCUGCAUUCGUUUGACGGACACGAGCGUGCAGCAGCUGGCCACAUUGCCCAAGCUGCGGCGAAUUGGCUUGGUCAAGUGCCAGAAUAUUACGGACAAUAGCAUUCACGCCUUGGCAGGAUCCAAGGCGGCCCACCACUCGGGGGGCGUCAGUAGCUUGGAGCGGGUGCAUCUGAGUUACUGCGUUCGCUUAACGAUUGAUGGAAUUCACGCUUUACUCAAUAGUUGUCCGCGAUUGACACACCUGAGUCUGACGGGCGUUCAGGCCUUCCUGCGAGAAGAGCUGACGGUUUUCUGCCGCGAGGCACCUUCGGAGUUCACGCAUCAACAACGAGAGGUGUUCUGCGUGUUCAGCGGCGAGGGCGUCAACCGCCUGCGCGACUUCCUGAACCGCAUCAUUCCGCCUCCUCCGCCGACGCGAGACAUGACCGAGGCCACGAUGUAUGAUGAUGAUGAAGAGCUAGAGGACGAGGAAAACCAAGUGACAGGCUUGAUGCAUGCGACCGCCGCGACGGCCAUUCACGACGACGACUACAUUGACAUUGGACAUACCCAUGGUUGAUACCCCCGCCUUCUUACAGCGAGUCUAUUCACAUCGGAGCCUAUCAUUUUGCACUUGCUUGCUUUUAUUUUUUUUUGCGCCGCCUGUGUUGUACUUAUCCGCGUUUUGCUCUGAGGGAGGGGUUGAUUUUCCCUCCUGACUGUUGCAAUGGCUAUUCGGAAAUUUGCAUCGGAUCCGCGGCUCACGGGGAGCUGCCUUCUAGGACAGAGGGAGGCUGUGGUUUAUUUCUCUUUUAUUUCUCUUUCUCAUUCGGUUGGGACGAACAUCUCUGUGGAUUUUUCUUUUUACCGGAAUGAUAUAUACCAGGCGAUGGCAUGGUGCUGUAGAGAAGCAAUCCACGGUGUGCGUGAGUGUAUGGGGGGAAAGAGAAAGGGAGCGAGAGACUAGAUAGGGUAUCUAUUGUUAUCUGCAAAGGAUGGCAGAGCGACCAUGUGCAUGGACGGAGUUUUAGCUAGCAGCAUUUGAAUCCCAGCAUCGGCUUAUUUUU
This is a messenger RNA of Aspergillus neoniger CBS 115656, 2474 nucleotides long. RefSeq names its product putative ubiquitin ligase complex F-box protein GRR1. The transcript has 3 exons. Gene Ontology annotation, cellular component: SCF ubiquitin ligase complex. Gene Ontology annotation, biological process: SCF-dependent proteasomal ubiquitin-dependent protein catabolic process. The record is from RefSeq and is a predicted model, not a curated record. Gene Ontology annotation, molecular function: protein binding. The coding region runs from base 89 to 1987 and encodes 632 amino acids. Lineage: Eukaryota; Fungi; Ascomycota; Eurotiomycetes; Eurotiales; Aspergillaceae.